Messenger RNA from Hippocampus comes (tiger tail seahorse), 420 nucleotides. RefSeq names its product T-complex protein 1 subunit alpha-like. Gene Ontology annotation, biological process: protein folding. The transcript has 3 exons. Bases 61 to 405 code for a protein of 114 amino acids. The record is from RefSeq and is a predicted model, not a curated record. NCBI's taxonomy places the organism in Eukaryota, Metazoa, Chordata, Actinopteri, Syngnathiformes, Syngnathidae. Gene Ontology annotation, molecular function: ATP-dependent protein folding chaperone; ATP hydrolysis activity; ATP binding.
GCUUACCCAUAGUGCAUUGCGCCGCUAGUUUCUUUCUUCUUGGUGGUGUGGUGGUCCAAAAUGUCGCUACUGGAAGGUCCGUUAAACGUGCUCGGCCAGCGAACAACCGGCGAGUCGGUUCGCACCCAAAAUGUCAUGGCUGCGGCAUCCAUCGCUAACAUCGUCAAGAGCUCCCUAGGACCAGUGGGCCUUGACAAAAUGUUGGUGGAUGACAUUGGGGACGUGACCAUCACCAACGACGGCGCGACCAUCUUGAAGCUCCUGGAAGUGGAGCACCCGGCCGCCAAGGUCCUGUGUGAACUGGCCGACCUGCAGGACAAGGAGGUCGGGGACGGGACCACGUCUGUGGUGAGUCAAAAGGUCGUCGGUCCCUGCCAUGUGGUGCGCCGCCGUGUCCUGUUAUAGUACCACGCGUCUGCC